AUGGUCAGUGCCGAGGCCUCAACUGGUCCGGCCCAACCGAGUUGGGCAUACUAUCACUUCGGUGAAGGGGCUGUUAUUCCGUACAACAGCAACUUGUCCGAUUAUAAUAUUGAUGUCGCUGCGCUUAAGUCUACCCCCCCAAACAUCACAGGAACAACAUCCUAUGUGUAUGUGAACCAUACGGGGAACGAGACACCAGUAGAUAUAUAUGGCAAUCUUAAGGUACCCGACUACUUCGCCCUCAACCAUCGCGGCUAUCUAUACGCAGAGACCACGGGCACCUAUGCGGUUACCCUCGUCAACACAGAUGAUGUGGCCUACUUCUGGUACAAUACCACCGCAUAUACCGGGUGGAAUGUGACCAACUGGGAUAUGUACACCGACUUUGAAACGGCGGACAGUCUGCAUAUUGACCUGGUGGCUGGUCAGUACCUUCCAAUCCGCCUGGUAUUUGCCAAUGCACAGGGGACCGCCAGUUUGCCUUUCUCAAUCACCGCCCCCGACGGCUCGAUUGUGUUGGAUGCCAACUCCACAGCUUCUCCUUUUAUCGUGCAAUAUUCUUGCGACCGGGUCACAGCCCCCGAGUUCCCAUCAUUUGGCCACGAAGCUUGA
Molecule: messenger RNA, 612 nt
Organism: Aspergillus uvarum CBS 121591
Lineage: Eukaryota; Fungi; Ascomycota; Eurotiomycetes; Eurotiales; Aspergillaceae
Exons: 2
Coding region: 1-612 (203 amino acids)
Source: RefSeq, a predicted model, not a curated record